Messenger RNA from Engraulis encrasicolus (European anchovy), 1893 nucleotides. It is a transcript of the gene erich2, whose product is annotated as glutamate-rich 2. The transcript is spliced from 11 exons. Lineage: Eukaryota; Metazoa; Chordata; Actinopteri; Clupeiformes; Engraulidae. Bases 186 to 1322 code for a protein of 378 amino acids. The record is from RefSeq and is a predicted model, not a curated record.
CGGAAGUUAGUGUUGCCUCUUGCUCCUCCUUCAACGUCGCUAGUUUGGAGGAAAGAGAGCUUUGAAGAGUGGUUAACAUUACGCAUGCUGGAUUAUUUAGAGGCUGAUGGUUCUGCUGUCCCCUCAAAGUCAUUUUUCGGGUUAACUGGCAGUUGAUUUGACUUGCCGGUUGUACACGCGCCGAAAUGAUGAGCAGACACACGUUACAGUGUAUCGGCACGUCUACAACAGGUCGCUCGGACUCAAAGGGAACGUGUGCCACACAACACGAGACCGGAGAACCAGCACGUAGGCCUAGUGAGUUCCUCCACAGAAAUUCAGGGUCAGUGGUAAGGCCAGUCCCAAAAGCUGGUACAAAAGAUCAGAGAAUGACCAAGACGACUGCUACCAGUUCCCCAAAAGCUAAGCAAAAUGGGUCUUGCACUAUGAGGCAUAGAAGUGGAAAACAAACAGUGGUGGACAAAGUAAAAGUAAAAAACAGAAACACAGUUUCUUUCCUACACAGUCUUGGAGAGCGUGCCAGAUCCACACAUGGGGCAGAGAGCAGGCAUGCGGCAGUCAAACAGCCUGUCCCUGCCGCACCACUUCAGCCUCCGCUCUCCUCGCUAGUAGGCACCAUGAGGCCACCACUGAGCUCUCCCCCUCCAGCGUUGGCAGAGGAGGGUGAGGAGCAGGUGGGUACAGCGGCAGUGGUGGGGCCUCCUUUGGUGCCACUCGUGGUGCCCUCGCCCCCCUCACUGGAGGUGCGUGCCCACAGCAGGGGUGCUCCUGAUGCCAAGGGAGGACUGCAGGGGGGUCAGAGCCCUAGUGAGGAGGAGGAUGAUGAUGAGGAAGAGGAGGGUGAUGACGAAGAUGAGGAGAGCAGCGAUGAGAAUCAGGAGCCGCAGCGCACCGCACCUUUAGAACUGAUGGCUGAGUUCUUGAAGGCGGUGAUGGAGAAAGACUACCUCUUGUCUCAGAAACUCUGCCAGAUGAUUCUUAUUUAUGAGCCAGAGAACCCAGAAGCCAGGCUGUUCCUGCCCCUUAUUGAAGAAAGGUUACUGAUGGCGCAAGAGGCCGAGGAGGAGAGGAAGAAAGAGGAGGAGGAGAAGGGAUCUAGUAGUGGAGAAGAUGAAGAGGAUGAAGAGGAGGAUGACACUAGUGACGAUGAUGACGGUGGUGGUGAUGAUACUGAUGAUGACAGUAGUGAAGGGGACACCGAUGGCUCUGGCAGCUCUUCGUCCUCGUCCUCUGAAGAGGAAGACGAAGAGGACUCAAACACAGACGUGAGGAGAUCAGGUGAAGAGCAGGAGCGCUGUAAAAGAGCAGCCGUCUUGCCAUAGUGGUUUUGAGCAGCAGUCUUACCGUAGUAGUUUGGUUCGACCUAGGUGUGGCUGUCCUGCUCACCAUUGACUGUUACUCUGCCUCUGCAUGUGAGUUGCAUACAUGCAGUUUUAUAUAAAAUAUAAAUGCCCGCACAAAACAGAAAAAGCACCUUUGAUCUUGUUUUUCUUAUAUCUGUGAUAAAAUAAUUAUAAUAAUAAUAAUAAUAUAAUAAUGCUUAUCUGCAGCGUAUUACGGUAUGCUUUGUGGUGCAUGCAGGAACGAUACAUGGUUGCAUUUCUGGAAAGCGUAGUUGCUAACUAUGUUAGCUAUUUUGUUGGUUGCAAUGCAAUUUCCCAUAGGCAACUACCGAAGUUGCUAACUGCUCACAACUACAACUUUCCAGAAAUGCACCCCAGAUCUGGUUGCCCCCUUCCUUCCCUCACAGCCUUCCUUCCCGCACAGCAGACAUUCAAUAAAGUCAUACCAGUAAACGGUCAGAAGUCAUCAAAGUAUGUCAAGUACACUGUACUAAAUGUCAAUCUUUAUUUACCAUCCCUGUCUUGGAAUAAAACAUCAAAGAAAAAAGGA